This is a messenger RNA of Anopheles marshallii, 1077 nucleotides long. RefSeq lists its product as uncharacterized. The coding region runs from base 1 to 1077 and encodes 358 amino acids. The record is from RefSeq and is a predicted model, not a curated record. The transcript is spliced from 6 exons. NCBI's taxonomy places the organism in Eukaryota, Metazoa, Arthropoda, Insecta, Diptera, Culicidae.
AUGAAGUUCAUCCUGUUCGCUUUGUGUGGAAUGUUAUACGCGUCGUUACAACAACCGAUAAAUGCAGCGGAUGCAAGCAUGCUAGCGGAUGAGGAGGAAAAGUUGGGCGACCGGGGACCGUUGCUGGUCGAUAACUAUAUUCCCGUAACGAUGCAAAUAUUGCACCACUGCAUCGAGAUGAUACAGUACGAGCCAACGAUGACACCACCAACGAUGGUUGCGGAGGUGGAGAAAAAUCCCACCACUACCACGCGACGACCUGCCACAACAACGGCCCCAACAUCGCCAACUUCUACCAUGAAGUCCCCGGAAGAAAGCCCAUUGUCGACGGCUAGGCCCGCAGAUACAACACUGUUCCCCACUAGUCCGCAUAAACCGGGCUAUUACGGACCGGAGAAACCUCCACCAACAGUUGUGAGCACGGUGGAGAAAACAUCCACAACCAGCACUACGACGACAACCGAGACGCCUAAGGUGAACGAAAGUCCCACCGCCGCUAGUUUGCUGUGGAGCGAUAAACCGUUCGCGGAAUGGUUCUUGCAAAACAAGCGCAAACAGAUGCAGCAAAGCUCCUUGCUGGACGUACAGUUCCUGGAUCCGCUACCGCUGAAGGUGCUGCAGGAGUUCAACCGGGAACCGUAUGAACCGCUUGCCCUGCGGCCGGAAGAUAACGCCAACGAGUUCCGCCGUCUGUAUGACGAUACUUAUCGUGGACCCAUCGCAGUGCACGUGCUGGAGAAGGGCACCAAGAAGGGUGGCAAGAAGCGUAUACCGCCAACGAAACCCUACCUGCACAUGCUCGUGCUGUACGAUCUCUUGAAGCGCGAGGCGAAGAAAAACAUGUACAGCAUCUAUGAGGGUUAUUCGGAGGCUAUUCUAAAUGAAUUGGAACAGAUGAGUUUCCCGACCGCAAAGGACCAGCUACACUACGCUCUAACUCAACUGUUGGAACGAAAGGACAUCGAAAAGUCGGACGUCGUUUCACGUUCGAAACAGAUGAUUACUGACUUAAACACACGCAAUAGCGCGAUAACGAUGGUGUUGGAAGUGGUGCCACCGCUGCAGUUUGGAUUGUGA